Messenger RNA from Morus notabilis, 1449 nucleotides. Its product is annotated as fatty alcohol:caffeoyl-CoA acyltransferase. Bases 22 to 1449 code for a protein of 475 amino acids. The transcript has 2 exons. The record is from RefSeq and is a predicted model, not a curated record. Lineage: Eukaryota; Viridiplantae; Streptophyta; Magnoliopsida; Rosales; Moraceae. Gene Ontology annotation, molecular function: acyltransferase activity, transferring groups other than amino-acyl groups.
ACUCAAAUAUCAAUAAACAAUAUGGGAACCGCCCUUUACCAAAAUCCACCUCCUGAUCUUCUCCAAGACCUAAAGGUCACUGUCCACAACUCCUCUCUAGUAUUUCCCUCCGAGGAAACCGAGAGAAAAACAAUGUUCUUGUCAAACAUAGACCAAGUUCUGACUUUUGAUGUCCAAACAGUCCACUUUUUCCCUACCCACAAAGAUUUUCCUCCUCAACUUGUAACUGAGAAAAUCAAAGAAACUCUUGGGAAAAUAUUGGUGCCCUACGAUUUCUUGGCAGGGAGGUUGAAUUUGAACGCUGAGAGUGGUCGUUUGGAGAUAGAUUGCGAUGGUUCUGGGGCAGGAUUUGUAGCGGCCUCUAGUGAGUAUAGUUUGGAUGAUAUUGGAGAUUUGGUUUACCCUAAUCCAGCUUUUUCCCAGUUAGUUUGCUCCACUUUGGACAUGUUGAAACCAGAUGUUCAUCAUCGGCUGCUUUGCAUUCUUCAGGUUACAACUUUUAAGUGCGGUGGAUUUGCAAUGGGUUUCACCACCAACCAUGUAACAUUUGAUGGCCUCAGCUUCAAGCUCUUCUUGCAAAACCUAGCCUUUGUUGCCGCCAACAAGCCCUUGGCCGUCACCCCUUGCCACGACCGCCGACUCCUAGCAGCCCGAUCCCCGCCACGCGUCACCUUUCCUCACCCUGAGCUACUCAAGUUGCCUCCAGUCACCGACCUAGGGCAAUUAGACCCUAACCCUACUCAUGUCUUCAAAGCCACCGACGAAGAGCUCGUCUUCAAGAUCUUCCGGCUGAGCCCCGACGACUUCUCCGCCCUAAAAGAAAGGGCCAAAUCAGGCGACGGAGACCGUGUGAUCACGAGCUUCAAUGUCGUCACCGCCUUCAUAUGGCGGUGCAAGGCAUUGUCUUGUGACGCAAGUAAUGACAUGGAGAGGCAAUCGAGGAUCCUCUACGCGGUGGACAUAAGGAGGAGAGUGGACCCCCCCUUGCCCCAAUCAUACACGGGGAACGCAGUUUUGACUGCGUACGCGACGAGGUACUAUAAGGAGCUGGAAGAAGGGCCGUUCUCGAAGAUAGUGGAGACGGUGGCGGAGGGAGCAAGAAGGAUGACAAAUGAGUAUGCGAGGUCGGCCAUAGAUUGGGGUGAGCUUUACAAAGGGUUCCCUCACGGCGAGGUGUUGGUUUCGUCGUGGUGGAGAUUAGGGUUUGCGGAGGUUGAAUAUCCAUGGGGGAAGCCCAAAUAUAGCUGUCCAGUGGUGUGUCAUCGGAAGGAUAUUAUUCUGUUCUUUCCGGAUAUUGAAGAUCGUGAUGAUCAUGAUGAGCCUGAUGAUCUCAAUGGCAAACAAGAAGGCAGAGAGAGAAAAGAUGGGGUCAACGUUUUAUUGGCCCUACCGGCCAAGGAGAUGGAGAAGUUCGAAACUUUAUUUCACAAGUACUUAUUAAGUGGUUGA